This is a messenger RNA of Gambusia affinis (western mosquitofish), 4971 nucleotides long. RefSeq names its product kelch-like family member 22 (gene klhl22). The transcript has 7 exons. Lineage: Eukaryota; Metazoa; Chordata; Actinopteri; Cyprinodontiformes; Poeciliidae. Gene Ontology annotation, biological process: proteasome-mediated ubiquitin-dependent protein catabolic process; protein monoubiquitination; positive regulation of TORC1 signaling. Gene Ontology annotation, cellular component: nucleus; cytosol; Cul3-RING ubiquitin ligase complex. The record is from RefSeq and is a predicted model, not a curated record. Gene Ontology annotation, molecular function: protein binding. Bases 577 to 2226 code for a protein of 549 amino acids.
GCGUUGUAAGCAGGUAUUUUCUGUCCUAGAAGUCAUUUCAGAGUGGUUUUGUGUUUAAGGACAUGGCAAUAUUUCUCCGUAUUAACCCCGUUAAGGUUCUGAAGGCUUCUUUAAAACAGUGCGUUAUAGCAGGCAGCAGGCUAACCUGUUUUUAGCUUGUCUAACACUUAACUACUAGCUUAGCAGCGGGGAAACAGCUAACAUUUUAACGGAAGAAGCUAUGCAGCGUCUCGCUGGAGAAAACACCGGAUGAUGGUGCUGCCAGGCAGGUGAAAGGAAUGAAACCCGAAGGUCAGCGGUCUGUCAUGGCAGAGAACGGACGGGAGCUGGUCGGUUCGGUGAAACAAGCUCGCUUUUCGGACCGACAGUCGUUCAAGUGUUGGACCCACUUCCACAGCUUGAUGGGCGGUCUGGACACCCUCAGACAGAGCGGAACCCUGUUCGAUGUUGUACUUCUGGUAGAGGGUCGUCCCAUUCAAGCCCACCGUGUUCUGCUGGCUGCCGCUUGUGAUUAUUUCAGGUACAAACCACAGCUUUGGCUGCAGCCUUACUUUUGGUUUUAUUUUGAGUUUUGUCAUGAGUCUCACGCGAAAACAUUUCAGGUACUUUCCUAAAAAAAUUCACGGAAUAUCCUACACGGCCAUGGAAAAAAUUCUUGACUACAUCUACACUUCGGAGAUCGAGUUAGACCUACAGAACGUUCAGGAAAUCCUGAUGGCCGCGUCGCUUUUUCAGCUGGAAAAUGUUAUCAGCUUCUGCUGUGACUUCCUGUUCUCCUGGCUGGACGACAGCAACAUUUUGGAGGUUCUCCACUUGGCCGACGUCUACGGACUGGAGCAUCUCAAAGCCAAGGUCCACUCCUACGUCCUCAGGAACAUUCAGACUUUGUCUCGGACGGACAUGUACCGGCAGCUCCCCGAGGAGGACGUCUUCAGGGUGCUGAGCAGCGACGCACUUCAGGUGGCCAGCGAGAACGAGGUGUACGAGGCCGCGCUUCACUAUCACUACAGCCCUGAGGAAGUGGAAACUGACCAGGUGUACUUGCAGGGCAACCUCAGGAUGCUUGACGCUGUCCGUUUCAGCCUAAUCGAGAAGCAAGUGUUGCAGAGACUCCACGGCAGACUGAACCCGUGUCCGCUGAAGGACUCCGUUGCGGCGGCGCUAAGAUACCACGAGCAGGAGUUGUUGCAGCCCGCCCUGCAGAGCCCCCUCACUCAGCCGCGCUCCACCUUCCACUGCAUCCUCGGCUUCGGCGGGAUGUUCAGCUCCAGCGUCUCUGCGGACAUGGAUCACGUGUUCCAGGUGUUCCACCCGAGCUGGAGUGAGUGGAGAACUCUCAAAGCGGCUCACGCUCCCCGAAUGUCCAACCAGGGCAUCGCUGUGCUCAACAACUUUGUUUAUCUUAUUGGAGGAGAUCGGAACAACAGUGGCUUUCGUGCAGACAGUCGCUGCUGGAGAUAUGACCCUCGUUACAACAGCUGGUGCUCCAUCCAGCCUCUGCAGAUGCAGCAUGCCGACCACUGCGUUUGUGUGGUGGGCGGCCAUAUUUACGCAAUCGGCGGGCGGGACUACAAGAGUGAGCUGGACUGGGUGGAGCGCUACGACCCGGUCACCAACAAGUGGGAGUUUGUCUCUCCACUGAAGAAAGAAGUGUACGCUCAUGCUGGAGCGGUGCUGGAUGGCAGGAUUUAUGUAGCAUGUGGCCGUAGAGGGAUGGCGUACCUCAGAGAGACUUACUGCUACGACCCUUCAACCGACGACUGGACGGCAUGCGCUGAGGGCCCGGUGGAGCGGGCGUGGCACGGCAUGGCUGCCGCGAACGGGCGCGUGUAUGUGAUCGGCGGCAGUAAUGAUCAGCGUGGAUAUCGGCGUGACGUCCUGCAGCUGGCUUGCUUUGACCCAACACCAAACUCUUGGUCUUCAUUAACCCCCCUCCCAUCCGGACACGGAGAACCCGGCAUGGCCGUGCUGGACGGCCGCAUCUACGUCCUGGGCGGGCGCUCCCACGACAAAGGCAACAGGAUGAAGUACGUUCACGUCUACAACACAGACACAGGGGAGUGGGAGAACGAGACUGAAUUUAGCAAGCGCGUCUCCGGCCUCGCCGCGUGCGUCGCGCUCAUGCCCCCCGCCGUGAUCGCUCAGGCCCGCAGCUGGGACCAGUACACCAAGGCUUCGUCGGAUGACGCGGACAUAGACAACUCGGAAGAAUCCAGCGAGGACUGAACCAAAGUCACCUGCCGUCCUGCGUUUUUCUGACUCAGAACAGGAAGCAGGACGGUGCACUGGUGACUUUUUGUGCCUCUGGUUAAGCACCUUUGCACACAUUUGUUACUUUUUGAAACUCAUGGUACCACACUAUACCCAGAUAUCCUUACCACCUGAAUCCUUCAUCCCAACUGGUUGUGGCUCCUGUUUUUGUUUUAUCUUUAUUUCUUCUGUUUUUGUUUUCUAUGUAUGUAUAGGACUAAUUAAACACAGACUGGUGUUUUCAGCAUUUAGUUUCUGCUAAUUAUGAUGAUACUCUAAUUGCAGCUUAUAAAAACAUAACAUUUCUGAUUGGAAUGUUACACUAGACCAAUAAAAAACAUGUUUAAUACAGAAAUGAGGCUUUAAUAAAAAGUUAAUCUGCAUAAUGGCUUUUUUCAAAAGCUAAAGAAGCCUCACUGGAACUCAUAUUCUUUCUUUUUACAUUAGCUGCAGCACCGAUUGAGCAUAAGCAGUUGAUCACUUUUAAAGGUAUUUCUAUGAACAAGCCUAACCUUUUCAAUAAAUUUGACAAAGCCUGUCACGCUACAAAGUUUUGUCCCAGAAGUUAUUGCAAUUAACGAUAAUAUCGUCGUUUUGAGCCCAUUUUCCAGUAAUAUAACUGUAAUGGCAAAAACACAAUCUCAAGGAUCAAUAAACUUUCAGUGCUAAUGAACAUUUAACUCUGGAACUGGGAGUCAUUUUAAAAAUAGAAAAUAAAUAAAUAAAUAAAAGAAAACAAAAGAAACAAAUAGAUGAAUUAUGAAAUCUCUGUAAACUAAAUUGUCCUUCCAAAGAAGUGGCUAGUUGAGACCAAAGCACCAGACUGAAGACGUUUUACAUCCAGAUUUUGAUGGUAAAAAAGUGUGGGGGAGGGGAGGGAGAGAACGACAAUAAAUCAUGCAAAUGGAGGUUAUUGAUCUCGUUUUAUUUACUGAUUGAUUGUGAUAGGCCCAAAUUUGACCGUUUUUCAGGUUUAAUGCUUGCGUUGGAUGUCUGUUACGACGGCUGCGCCUCGUUUUCCUCUCCUGCCAGAUCUCCACACCAGGAUCUGGUUGUCCUCGUCUGAACUUCCCCUCCUCUUAGCUGGAGUUUUUUGGUACCACCCAGUCUCCACCAGUUCCUUUCCAUUUGGCUUUAUGAAGGGCGACUGACUGCCGCUUUCCUUUUCGGGGCUGUUUCAUCUACAUCUGUUGCCCCCCCCCUCCCCCCUUCCUGCCCCCUGCCUCUUACCUCUGUCCCUCCCUCUGUUUUCACACUUUUGUGCCAGCCUCCAGCAAGUUGUCUGCUAGGAUCUGCUGACACCAGCACUGGACAUCCAGGAUCAACGGUCCGCUGUGUUUAUGCUCUUGUCCGUUUUGUUUUUGUUUUCGUACAAAGUUGCAGCACCACCUGGGGGAUACUUAAGACGCAUGUCCAGCACUUAGCCACGUCAGCAGUCUUUACGAACAUCUUAGUGCGGGUCGAUCCGGUGCUCUUUGCAGAGCAAUUAAAAGGGCCACAUUAGGCAUUGAUGUAGAGCUAUGCAGAUUGAGCCCAGUGGAGUUGAGGAGGGUGUUUGCGAGUGAAGGGAAUUUACUCUUGCUUCCCGCCCUGCUGCUGCGGAGUGGAGAAGGUCAAUGGAAAUCGAUUGGGGAACAAAGGAACGUUCAUUUUCCUCCAGGGAAUCCGCCGAUCGACAUGGUAGCUUCCCUGCGUGAACAGGAGCCAUAAAACGUCUUUCUUUGAAAAUGAAAAACUUCACUGGCGACAGUCGCAGUGACUUGCUUUAAGCAUCGCGGCAGCUGUGCACGAUCCACACAACACAACGAUAGGAUGUAGAACUGCUGAUUCUAGAUCCUAUUUAAAUCCAGGAGGAAAAAAAUAAUAAUUUGAUGCUGAAAAGUUUUGUAUUUUGCUUUUACAUUUGUAAUUUGCAAUCCUACUCAGGGUUGUCUGCAGCUUUAUGAAUGAAUUUCACUAGAUUUUCAACCCAUGUGCCUUAAGUUCAAUAAUAAAAUCAUAAUAUUACAAAAAACGUACCAAGAUCCCUGAAACUUUUCCGCAUUUUUCUGCACGGAUUCCAAGCUCAGAUGGGAUGAAAUGUCAUUGUGCCAAUUAUUUGUUGUGCACUUAAAACCUAUGUUGGAUAUAUAUACAAGCCAUGCAGUAGUGGCAGCAUCAUGCUCAGGGAAUGCAUUUCGGCAGCAGGGACAGUGCGACACAUUUCAGACUGAGCCAAGGGUUCCCAGUUCAGUUGGGCUCUAAUCCCAGAACUAUAGGGUUUAGUUUAGAUUACAUUUGUUAGAGUGGCCUAGUUAAAGUCCGGACCUAAAUUCAGUUGAGUGUCUGUAGCAAGAUAAAACAGGCAAAAACCUCGGUUUAUAUAUCUGCAAACCUGAUAGAGGCUUGACCCAAAAGACAAAAUUUAGUUCUACAAAGUAAUGAUUCGUAUAGGUGGAAUACAAAUGCAUGCUACACUUUUCAGAUAUUUAUUAGUAAAAACUCUUAAAUACCAUAUCAUUUCCUUUCCAUUUCACAUUUAAGCAUUAUUUUGCUUAUCACAUAACUCCCAAUAAAAUAGGUCUGGUUAGUGGUUGUCCUGCUUUAAAUAGCAUUUACAUUGAGCUCCACUGUUUCCUGACUUCAUUCUGUUUAUGUUUUUCUGCUCUUCACUCUGGAAUGUGAAAUAGUUGGACAUAUAUUGGGUUUUUUUGUUGUUGUUUUUUUUGUCUUCUAGUCACA